AUGUUCUUUUUGCCGCUCGUUUGCAGCUUUCUUGCUGCUCUGCCUACGCCAUCUCAUGCGUCCAGUCGCUUGGCAACUGUUGACCUCGGUUAUGAAGUCCACCAGGCUAUCUCUUUCAACGAGACAACUGGCAUCCUGAACUUCACCAAUAUCCGCUACGCUCAGGCUCCUACAGGGUCUCUCCGCUUUCGCGCACCGCAGCCUCCGACUGGACGCGAUCCCGAAAUCCAAACAGGCGAGCAAGGACGUAUUUGCCCACAGGCGAUGCCUGAAUGGUUUGCUAUCACUCAAGAAUUCGUUUCAGCAUAUGCUGCAGGUAACCAGGCAACUUUCAACUAUACCAAUGCCGAAGAAAUAGCGCGUACUGCCCGGGAACAGAGGGAAUGGCCCGCUCCGUGGGCUAACCCAAACAACCACACGACCGAAGAUUGCCUCUUCCUGGAUGUUGUUGUUCCCAAAAGAGUGUUCGAGAGUGCUAAAAAUGGUACGUCUGCGACUGGAUAUAAAGGGGUGCCUGUUCUAGUAUGGAUUCACGGAGGCGCAUACGCUGUUGGGAACAAGAUCUACGACAACAGUGCCGACCCGACCGGCCUUAUUCGAGCUAGCCAGGCCGACGGAAGUCCCGGCAUUAUCUACGUGAGCAUCAACUACCGACUAGGAGCACUUGGAUGGCUUGCUGGGCCAUCAUUGCAAGCUUCUGGUGGAGUAUCAAACGCUGGUCUCCAGGACCAGAGGCUCGCCCUGGAAUGGGUCCAAGAACACAUCCACUUGUUUGGAGGGGACCCUGAGCAAGUGACCGUUAUGGGAGGAUCUGCGGGAGGAGGAAGCAUCGUGCAUCAUAUCACGGCAUACGGAGGGCUGAAACCUGCCCCUUUUGCGAGGGCAAUUCCCCUGUCGGCCGGUUGGAUCCCUGUAACCUCUCAGUAUGAGCAAGAGAACUCUACGAACAGUUUCCUGCAGUUUCUCAACGUGACUACUGUUGAGGAGGCACAGAAUUCAUCAACGGAGGAAGUCAUCUUGGCCAACGCUAAGGCAGUCGGAUCGUCCAAAUGGAUUUCAACAACUUAUGGUCCCGUCAUCGACGGAGGUCUCGUGCCGGCAUUGCCCGGAAUUUCUCUGCUCAAGGGCGAGUUUGAUCGCAACGUCUCAGUUAUGACGGGCCACGCCGCCAACGAGGGCGCAAACUUCUCCCCACCCUUCGUCGAAACAAACGACCAAAUGGCCGCAAUGAUCCGCGAUGCAUGGCCCACGAUAGAGGAGCCUAUUGUCAGUUACAUUGUCGACGAACUCUACCCGGAACCGGGUGUCAAUCGCACCAUGCUCUAUGUUGCCGAGCUGGGUUUCGCAUGCAACGUCAACUACCUGGCUCGGGCAUUCGGGAACAACACCUACAACUACGAGUUCCGAGUACACCCAGGUGUUCAUGGUUCUGACUUCCCUUACGCUUUCUACAAUGGUCCAGAUGAGGUGGAAGGUGGUAUUUAUGUUGGCAGUCUCGGGCCUGUCAUUGUGGAUGUCGCUCGUACGCUGCAGGGCUACAUUGUCAACUUCGUUAAGUCUGGUAACCCCAACGGGCUUGGCCUCCCUGAGUUCCCAGUCUCGGGCGCUAACGCAGACAUGCUGGCGUUCAACAACAGCGGCUUCACUUUCACGCCCGGCGAACCCACCGACACUUCCACUGACGCUUCUACCGCCACGUCCGACCCAGUCCUUCCCAGUGACUCUGCAACCUUGACUGAAUCUAGCUCGACCGGCACGUCCGAGUUCACGUUCACAUCCGCGUCCGGCGAAUCCACUGCCACUGCCACUUCCACCGCCACAACCAAUCCCCCUCUUAUCACUGUCGAAGGCAACAUCUUGAGCAAUCUCGGCUGCUUCGGAUCUCCGUCUGGCCACCCGGGCUUCAACCUGACGCUGACCUCCGCGCUCAUGACCCUUGAGCUCUCCGCUGCUGCUUGCCCCACCACCAUACAGUACGCGGGUGUCGUAGGAACCGAGUGCUACUGCGGAAACGUCGUCGACAGCACCAAUGAGGUCAACGUUGCCGAGGCCCAGUGCGACACACCCUGCCCUGGCAACCCCGACCAGCGCUGCGGUCAUGCCGUUACUCCCUCCGGAUCUCGCCUCAAGCGCCAGCUUCUAUCAGUUGAGAUCCGCUUGACCAUCUUCGCCCGUGUUGUUGGCGACAUCUCCAGCACUAGCUCUGGCGCCUCUGGUACUGCUACCAUCUCCGGCUCCAUCUCCGGCUCUAGCACCGCUGGUGUGAAUGCAAGCACCGUUACCGCCACCUUCACAACCACCGCCGUCACUACUGUCGGAACCGCUGUCGUCAGCGGUGUCCAGACUAUCACGACCACAUACUGCCCGUUGUGCCAAGACUGCAUGGGUCCCUUCUGCUACAAGCCGAGCCCUUGUGUCAGUGGCAUGUGUUUCGGCCAGCUCUGCAUCGAUGGUGACUGCUGGAAGAGAUUCAUCUCUUACGGCGGCUACUGUGGUUAUGACUCCGGCUGCUCUGGUUCUCAAUGCCAGCGUCGUCUUGUCUGCUACGACGGCGUCUGGUUCCCAGACGUCUGUGAUGGAUACGACUGCGGGCGCAAGAUUGUCUGCACGAACGGCCAGUGCGAGUACGCUACUCCGGGAAGCAAGCAUUACGAUGAGGUGGUUGUCUGCUACGGAAACAACUGCGAGGUCCAGAAGUGCAAUGGAGACGCCUGCAACCAGAAGUACGUCUGCACAGAUGGCUCCUGCGGAUUCCAGUCUGGCUCUGCAUCUGAGGCCGGUCAGAAGUAUGUGUGGAAUGGUAGUACCGGCAAGUACACUCUCGACGAGGGUUGCAAGAGCAAUUGCCCUCAGCCUCUGGCCCCCGUCCCUGUUGGUCCCUCUCCGGGGCCUGGUGGUGCUCCUUCUCAACCUACUGCCGGUGGUGCGGCUCAGCCGGGUCAAUCUGGUGUUCCUCAACCCGGUCAGCCUGGUUCUUCCUAG
Molecule: messenger RNA, 2982 nt
Organism: Colletotrichum siamense
Lineage: Eukaryota; Fungi; Ascomycota; Sordariomycetes; Glomerellales; Glomerellaceae
Gene: patB-3
Product: Carboxylesterase patB
Exons: 5
Coding region: 1-2982 (993 amino acids)
Source: RefSeq, a predicted model, not a curated record